Molecule: messenger RNA, 573 nt
Organism: Mytilinidion resinicola
Lineage: Eukaryota; Fungi; Ascomycota; Dothideomycetes; Mytilinidiales; Mytilinidiaceae
Exons: 3
Coding region: 1-573 (190 amino acids)
Source: RefSeq, a predicted model, not a curated record
AUGGCCAGUCCCCAGGGAAGCGUAACCUAUUCGCGGAGACCUCCACUUCUUCUGAGCCCACACAGAUCUCGAAAGGGCGCCUUCAGCACUUUCGUCUUCAAGUCGAAUUCAAGUUUUGUUUCCUCCCAGCCUAAUACCCCUGCCACCGCGGUCCCCACCGACGCUCCUGUUGUUGGCAGGUCUGACGCUGGGGCUACCUGGAGCCCAUAUCGACUCCGCCGUGGCACUGCUGGACACCGUGGCGCGGGAAAUCACGCUGCAAGAAAUCGCCAAAGACCAGAGCGCGAUCCAGGAGAUCCUCGGAAAGCGAUGUACAGCGCAGAGCCCAGAUUGAAGAUGUUACCCCGCGUUGGCAAGUGCGCUGAGGGGAAUUGGUGGCCAUUCUCUGAAGCACCGCAAGGCUUCGUUCAAUGUAGGGAAACGCAUCCCGGGAUUCAGGAUAAGGAUGCAUGCAGAUGGCUUGGAGAACUUCGGAAAGAUAUUCGAGAUGGCGGGCGGUUUGGUGGACGACGCGCAUCAGGAAGUCGAGAAGAAAGGAUUGGACAAUUAGGGAUGCUGUGCACUGCGGAUUAG